AUGGCUGCUCUGCUGUUGAAAGUCUUCACGCUCGCCGUACGCACGCUCGCAAGGCCGUUCGGAGACAGUUUCCAGGCUUGGGCCCUCCGGCACGAAACUUUCAGGAAGCAAUGCAUCGGGGCGGCUCAGAUGAUCCACAGAGUGGAGGUAAGGAUGUCACGGGGGGCAGAAGGCAAGAAUGGCAAGGCAUUCAUUGGGGACAUGACAGAGGAGAAGGCCAUGGAGUUGGCAUCCAGGCUUGUCUCUGAAGGAUUUGUGUUCACGGUAUGCUGGGCAGUGCGAUAA
This is a messenger RNA of Ostreobium quekettii, 285 nucleotides long. The record is from the annotation of a GenBank genome assembly. Lineage: Eukaryota; Viridiplantae; Chlorophyta; Ulvophyceae; Bryopsidales; Ostreobiaceae.